AUUUUCACCCAUGAAAAAGAAACUAAUAUCAUUUCCUAAACAACCUUUUUAGUGUUACUAACUCUAUCACUUGACAGUUGACAGCUGCAUCCUCGCCGUGACAACUUCACAAAAUUUUGAACUAAAUAUGAGUUAUCGAAAUCAUGGGCUUACAAACACCUCCCCCAUAAAAGGAGAAGGGCAGCCAUGCAUCAAUGGUUGGAUACCAGAAAGAUGACAUAAUGACCCCAAAUCAGAAGCUCAUAGCUGGUUGCGUCUCUGGAAUGGCCACUCGAUUCAUGACUCAGCCUAUGGAUAUAGUAAAAUUAAGGACCCAACUGCAGAAUCUGCAAGCACUGGACAAGAAGAAGAUCUGGUUCAGAACGACUAGGAAGAUCUUAAGGGAGGAAGGCAUCACUGCUUUCUGGGCUGGUCAUAAUCUUGGACAGAUCCACUCAAUAUUGGCAGUGACCUCACAGUUCUAUAUCUACGAAGUAUCAACUAAAUAUGUCGCCGGUCUAUCGCAGGACAAGGGCAAAAGACCAUAUCUAUUUUUCCUAUGCGGCGUGUUCUCCGGCUGCUGCUGUGCUACUCUGGUGCUACCCAUAGAGGUGAUCAGAGUGAGGCAAAUGAUAGUGAAGGAACAGUACCGGGGCUUGUUCAACGGUGCCAAAGCGGUGUACAACCAUGGGGGUAUCCUGGCAUUUUAUGAGGGUCUCAGCGCGUCUUUACUGCAGAUGGGACCGUCUGUUGGUAUCUCAUUCGGCGUGUUCCAGUCCCUCCAGCCGCGUAUACUCAGUUAUUUCCACGACUGCAGCUCCGGUCAGUGUGUUCACGCCUCCAGCAACACCAACAAACCUGAGCAUCUCCUCGUGGCCAGUACCAUAGCCGGCUCGGUAGCGGGAUUCGUUGCCAAAAGUGUCACAUACCCCUUCGACUUGGCUAAACGGAGACUUCAAAUCGCUACUCACAAAGAAGACUUCAGAUACCAAACACCAAGUACAUCGAGAAACCUAGUGAAAUGUACCAAUCUAGCUGACUGCAUAAUCAAAACCCUGAAAAAGGAAGGGAUUCGUGGCCUGUACAGAGGGUGGAAGGUGACUGUUUGUAAGGCGCAAGUGACCAGUGUAAUGUCGUUCACAACAUAUGAGCUUAUGUGCUACGCCAUAAGGGAAUUAGAGUCUUGAAUUGAUGGUGUUUGAAGUUAUAGGACAUAAUAAACAUUAAAAAGGUAAAU
Messenger RNA from Galleria mellonella (greater wax moth), 1216 nucleotides. RefSeq names its product mitochondrial thiamine pyrophosphate carrier-like. The transcript has 5 exons. Gene Ontology annotation, biological process: thiamine pyrophosphate transmembrane transport. The record is from RefSeq and is a predicted model, not a curated record. Gene Ontology annotation, molecular function: thiamine transmembrane transporter activity. Bases 195 to 1166 code for a protein of 323 amino acids. Gene Ontology annotation, cellular component: mitochondrial inner membrane. NCBI's taxonomy places the organism in Eukaryota, Metazoa, Arthropoda, Insecta, Lepidoptera, Pyralidae.